AUGUCCACUGGCUGCUUCUUUACUGCCUACAAAGAUGCCUGUGUCUCUUCCAAAACCCUCACUUGGCGUCCUCCCUGUUCUAGCCCCCUCCUUAAACGUUUCCCUCUCCUCCCUCUCCUGUCACAGUUUCUGAACUGGCUCAACCAGCUACCGCCCCAGCUCCCUGACUCCCAGGUUCCCUGGCCUCCCCUCCCACCCCAGGCCUUACCCAGAGUGGGAGGGGAGCAUCUGGAGAGGGGGGCAUUUCCCCCCAAUCCGAUCUCCCUGCCCCUUAUCAGUUCGAUGGAGUGGCCUAUACCCCAGAUGACCUGGGUGGGAUUCCUCCUCUGGUUCUUAGGUUCCUGGGCUGAGGCCUUUCUGAUCCACAAUCCUGGGCUGGAUGCAUGCCUGCAGGUGGACCCUCAGGGUGGGGAGCAGAUCUCAUUGGUCACUUGCCACCCUGAUGCUGGACCCCAGCAAUGGGGCUGGGACCCAGUCAACCGAGCCCUUUUCAGCCUGCAUAUCCCUGGGUGCCUUGCCAUAGGUGAGGCCCAGGAAUUUGCUGUGGCCCAAUUGAGCCACUGUGGGGGCCAACUCCACCAGACCUGGGGUUGCUCCCGUAAGGGUCACUUGAGCCUGCAGGGCCUUGGUCUCCACCUCCACGGAAAGCUGAAUGCCCAGGAAAUCUUUGUUCUUCGUCGGAAGGACAAGUUCAGUCGUUGGAAGGCAGUGCCUGGAAUGGCCAAUGUCUGCUCUGGGACCCCUGGGCCAGGGGGAACGCACAAGAGUCCUGAGAAGGAGCCAAUCGCACAUAGAGCUGAAACCACUGUUUCUCUGGAACGAAAUGAGGAGGACCUGUCUUCGUGGGACUCUGUACAAACAGCAAAUGUCACUCCCACUAGCAACCUCACCCACACACCUUCCCCAACGUGGGUGGAGGGACCCCUGGUGGCAGAAAAAGGGGCAAACUGGAAGACAGCUAUGAUGGUCCUAAGCCCAUUGGCUGUGGUCCUGGGAGUCACCAUCCUCAUCAUCAAUAUCUGUUACAAUAGGAAGAAGAAAAAGAAGGCUCUGUCAGCUUUAGAGAACUAUUCCCAGAAUGGUCCAAGAGCCACAUUACUUCCUAGGGGACAGCUAUCCCUAGGCCAAGGAGGCCCAGGAGCUCCCAAUUUACCCGUCUCCCUUUCCUCAUCCCUACAGCAUGGGGAGAUACUCAUUGAGUGGAAAGAUGGCAGCAUUACCCCACUCUUUGCCAGCCCUGGUAAUCUGAAUUAGACCAAUCUGCAUCUUGUAAGGGCCUGCUCUGUGCCCAGUCCUGUCCUGGACUCUGCAAUGAGAGAGAGAGAAGGCAGAGGCCCUGCAGCUUAUCAGAUCUCUGCUUUCACCUUAGACCUAUGUCCUCCUCCUGGGAGACAGAGAAAUCACAGACUCUAGAAUUUAUUAGCCCUGGUCUUCAUCUUAGACCUGUGUUCACCCUCUGGAAAUUUCUUUGUAUAUAUAUUUUGUAAUUAAUUUUUUUAUGUACAUAGAAUUUUUUCCAAAAGAAUAUAAGCUCUUUGGAGGCAGAGACUCUUUCAUUUGUUAAAAUAUUCUUAUUUUUAUUGAAAACUUGUUUGUACUUUAUUUCCAAAUAUAUUCCUCCCUGUUUUCCUGCCUAGAAAGCCAUUCCUCAGAAGUAAGAUUAUAAGGAGAGAGGAAAAAAAAAAGCAGUUCAGCAAAACUAGCCAACACAUCAAUUAUAACUACGAAUAGAUACAAUAUUCUACAUUCCAAUCCCUCUACCUCAGGGCAAGCCUUGUUUCAAUUUUUUUUUUUAAUCUUCAUGUCCUCAGCUUUUCAAUAACUGCCAUAUCAGAUGUUUAGCUUAAUAAAUUCUUGUUGAAAUGGAUUAUAAUUCAGCUGACCUUCCACAAGACUCAUUCAUGACACUUUUUACAAUCAAUCAAUGCAGGACACAUGUAGCACGGCAGUAGAGAGAACACUAAGCUUGGAGUCAGCAAGUCCUGGGUUCAAGUCCCAUAUCAGACACUUACUAGCUAUGACCUUGGCGGAGGUUUUCUCAUGGACUCUAUAGCUUCUAAAGUCCCUUCUAUAUCUUAAGUAUCUGAUUAAAAUACUAAACUAUCCUUUGUUUAUGAAGUUGAUGCCAGGGACUGAGGAAGGGAGGAGACAUGUCUGAGAAUUCUGUGGAUACCUAAGCAGUCAAUGGAGCUGUGGUUCUAGGACUCUCGCUUCUUAACGAAGACUUCAUUUUUCUGAGUCUUGCUGUCCUCACUUAUAAAACAAAACAGCUGGGCUAAAUGAUCUAUAAGCUCUCUUAUGGCUCUAAGAUUCUGGGAUAGCUCUCCCUCAGAAAGAUGGACAAGUAUUGUCCAAAAAAUUGUAGAGAGGUAGGAGAGACAGUAUCUUGGGUCUGUCCAGAAUAGCUCAAAUUUCUUCCCUGCCUUAGCAGGAAAAUGUGACAAUAAGUAGUUUCCUCUUUUUGCUCAAAUGAUGACUCCGAACAUUCAUUUAAAACAAUGCCACAAUUACUGGACCAUCUUAGAGCACUAUGCCUUCAAUCUAGCAGCAUUUUCCUUGCCUGGGACAUCUGAGUAUGGGUUGCUUUCAUUCACUACAAGAAAGGAAGGUGCCAAGCUUCUCCUCUGAAUGAAUGAAAAAACGUAUUAAGUAUUUCCUAUGUGCCUGGCCCUACAUUAACCUCCAGGGAUACAAAUAUUUAAAAAAAAAAAAAAACCAAAAAAACAAAACAAAAACUCUUCCCUCAAGGAAUUUAUAUUCUAAUAAGGAAAGAAUACACAUAGGGGAAUGGUGGUAUUUUGGUUAGGGAAAUCACAAGGAUGAUUGGAGUUAUAGAGCAAAUGACUGAAAUGAACUUUCUUAAAAUGGUAGUGUGGAUGACUAUUCUCAGAGCUGAUGCUGGAAAACUGGGUGAGGCAGGAAGGGAAAGACGUCUGUACCGUGGCAUGGGAUGAAGAUAGCUAGGAAGUAAUAUAGUGGGUGAAUCAGCAGCUCAGGGUCUCGGAUGAGAGUUGAUGUCUAACCAAGUGAAGUUUGAGGGGAAUACCUUCUUAGCUUCCUAUUCACAGAGCAACCAGCUAAUAAUGAACUUCUUAGUCUCCUGGGGUCUCUAAAAGGAUAUUUGUUAAGGAAAGAGUAAGCUGGUCCUGACUGAGCCAAAAUUGAGACAAAGGUAAAAUUUGUCUUGGCACUCUCUUCCCUCUCUAAUCUAGGGCACCACACUUUUGGAGUCAUACGACCCCUGACAUGAGUUCACUCAUCCCUGCCUCCUCCUCUCCACCCCCCACCCCCCUUGACUGUCAACUAAUCUCCAAAUCAAUUAUUAAUAAAUGAUAAAUGUUUAAGUUGUUCA
This is a messenger RNA of Vombatus ursinus (common wombat), 3352 nucleotides long. RefSeq lists its product as uncharacterized. The record is from RefSeq and is a predicted model, not a curated record. The transcript has 6 exons. Bases 1 to 1254 code for a protein of 417 amino acids. NCBI's taxonomy places the organism in Eukaryota, Metazoa, Chordata, Mammalia, Diprotodontia, Vombatidae.